Molecule: messenger RNA, 26208 nt
Organism: Monosiga brevicollis MX1
Lineage: Eukaryota; Choanoflagellata; Craspedida; Salpingoecidae
Gene: MBCDH8
Exons: 28
Coding region: 1-26208 (8735 amino acids)
Biological process (GO): homophilic cell-cell adhesion; polysaccharide catabolic process
Cellular component (GO): plasma membrane; cell-cell junction
Molecular function (GO): carbohydrate binding; calcium ion binding
Source: RefSeq, a predicted model, not a curated record
AUGGCACGCCUUUGGCGCGUCGCCGCCGUGAUGUGGAGCGGGAGCGCCGUGCUGCGGGCUAUGCACAGACGGCAUGCAGCGGGUCACCGUGUGAUACCUGUGGUGUACAGUGAUCCGAAGGUGUAUCAGCUGGCGGCGUAUGAUGCCAACUUGGAUGGUGAGAUCACGGCUACGGACACGAGCAUGUUGUUGAAGCAAAACUUCAACAAGGUUCGCUUUGUCAAAGCUUUGGAGGCGCAGCAAGUGGGUCGCGAAGCAGAAGCCUGCGACCUGGUGCUUCGUGCGCAGCUGGCCGAAGCUGGGGAUGAUGGAGCAUCGGCCAGCAACACGGAAGUGUUCUUCGAUGUCUCUGUUACGUCAGCCCAGGACAGCGCCAUGGGUGGUUUGACGUCUGCGUUGAGCAGCAAUGCAUACUAUUGGAACGGCACUUACGUCGGAGACGGCGGGCGCUCGGCCAGCCUGUAUGGUGGAGUCGUCAAGGCCGUUGGCACGGGUGAGGGCUGGUUUGAGGUACGCUUGCUGAGUACGUCGCUAGUUGGCGAGGGCCUGGGUCUGUCGUUGUUGCAAAAGACGUAUGAUUCACAGGGCGGAACCAGCACGGCCCGACGCUUGGGCAUGUUUAAGACGAGUGCCACGCCGCUUUAUUCAUCGCAGCUGAGCAUGACAGUGGAUGGCAUUGAGGUGAUUACGGGCAGCAGUGGCUACUCGCCGCUGACUACGUUCAGUAACAAUGUGACGAGUAGCGAGUGCUUCAACUUUGCUGAUCCUGUGUUUGAGUCUGCAACUGUGCGGUUUGAGGUGGACGAGAACUCUGGCAUCGACGCCGUUGUUGGGGUUGUGAAUGCCACUGACGCGGAUAGCUCGGGCGUGGCCCCUGCUGCGUAUGGCAGCCUGGCCGUGACCGGUCAAUCGGGCAUUGUGCGCUACGAACUGAGCGAGGCCUCAAGCUUGUUUGCCGUGGACGCUGUGAGCGGCAUUGUGACGGCACUGCAGGAUUUCGACUAUGAGGUUGAUGUCCGAGAGGUGUUGUGCGAACGCUCGUCGAGCGUGGUGGUCAACGUUUCGAUCGUCAACCUGAAUGACAAUGCCCCUGAGUUUGUUAACACGCCAUAUGAUGUCUCGACUCCCGAGGAAGGCACGAUUGGAAGCGCGCUGCUGAGCGUGUCUGCGAGCGAUGCCGAUGGUGACCAGCUGACAUUCAGUCUCAUGGGCGCCACGGGCAUGGUUGAGCUUGUGAGCAUUGAUGAGACGACGGGCGUCGUUUCCAUUGCGCAGCGCAUGGAUCGCGAGGCCAUUGAGAAUAUUUACUUCACGGCUUGGGUGACUGACGGUGACCACAACGUCUCAACAAAUGUGACGAUUAGCUUGACUGACAUCAAUGACAACCCGCCGAUUUUGCAAACGCCUUUUACUUUUGAGUUUAGCGAGGCGGCGGUGCCCGGCGAACCCGUGGCCGUGUUGAACGUGACAGACGCGGACAUUGGAGUGAAUGCUGAAUAUGUGUUUGCUGUAGAAGUGGUGCCAACUUUUGCGGGCAUUUUCAAUGUGACAGCGAUUGAGAGGCACGGUGUUUUUGAGCUGAUGCAGGCGUUGGACUAUGAUGUUUCGGGUGGACUCAAAACAUUUUUUGUGACCGUUUCGCCUGCGAGCGUUGCCGCCCCGACGUACACGCCUAGCUUCAGCUCGCGGACAAUCACGCUCAGCUUGACAGAUGCCAAUGACAACGCGCCUGUGUUAACGGGCACGAACCCGCUUGAGAUUUCCCUGUCCGAGUUGACUGGCAACGAAAGCGUGAUUGCGACGCUAACCGCCAACGAUGCAGACUUGAGUGAGCAGUAUGGUACCGUUAGCUGGACGUCGUAUAAUGCGACUGGGCCAUUUGUUGUACUGAGUGAUGGCCGGGUAGUGUUGACCGGUGCCCUCGACUAUGAGACACAGACGCGUCAUAUUGUCAAUGCGCGUGCCAGCGAUGGUGAGCGAAUGACUGCCGGUACGCAAGUGGUGAUUGUUGAUGUCGAGGAUGAAAACGACAACGCCCCCGUGUUUGCUGGCGGUGUGAGUGAAUUCCACGUGACCGUGUAUGAGAACUUGACCAUCAAUUCGACGCUCCUUGAUUUCGGCGUCACGGAUGCCGAUUCAGCUGCCAACGGCCAGGUUUCGCUGCGCAUUUUGAACACGACACAGCCGUUCAGGAUCAGCGGGCAGCUGCUGCAGCUGGCAUCAUCGUUGGACUUCGAGGGCCGUACAUCUUGGCAUAUUGAGGUGGAGGCGACAGACUUGGCUGAGAACGAAGCCGAUCGGCUGACGACCCGUGCGUCAGUGUUUGUUGAAGUUGUAGACAUCAAUGACAAUCGGCCGGUGUUUAACCGAUCGUCAUAUGGCCCCGUACAAGUCUUUGAGAAUGUGACUACAGGCUCUGAGUUGGUGCAAGUGUUUGCGACUGAUGCUGAUUCUACGGCGUUCCCUGCUCUGCGCUACAGCAUUGAAGGACCUUCGUUGUUGGGGGGCGCUGUCACCGUUGACGCUGUCACGGGGGUUGUGGUCGUCAACGACACUUCUUUGUUUGAUUACGAGGCUCGUCAGACCAUGGCGAUUCAGAUUGGCGUAUCAGAUGGACACCACAAUGUGAGCAUUGCUGAGUUGAUUAUUACACUUGUUGAUGUGAAUGAGUUUACGCCUGAGUUUGCUGAGGCGUCGUAUGACUUCUCCAUUAGCGAGUUGCUUGAUGUUGGCGAGGCGGUCGGUGCUGUCGAGGCGUCUGAUGGCGAUGGCAGUGCGGCCUGGAGUACGUUUACCUUUGAGCUCGUAUCUCCGUUGUUUGAGGUGAACGCAACAUCGGGCGUCAUUUCUUUGAGCGCACCCGUUGAUUAUGAGACGGAAACGUCGCACACCAUCACGGUGACUGUGCGUGAUGCAGGAGGUCUGAGUUCGAGCGUGACAGUUGUGGUGGAUGUGGAGGACGAGAACGACAAUGAUCCAUUCUUUACACCGACGUCUAGUUAUACUGCUGCGGUGCGCGAGGACGAAACCCCUGGUGCGGUCAUUGUGGUUGCAUCUGCCGACGAUGCGGAUGCAUGCUGUUCUGAUCUACGAUUCCGUUUGGAUAACGGGAAGCAAGCCUCAGAUGAUGGCUACAUUUCCAUUGACGCCACUACGGGCGUGGUGACGUUGGCCAUGGACUCGCCGAGUUUGAUUGGUGUGCGCCAGCUUGUGUACGGGUUGGUUGUGUCUGAUGGCGAUGGACAAGCCUAUGCGGCCCGCACUGGCACGGCAACCCUUACGAUUGACAUCACAGCCGGAUUGGCAUUUGUGUACAAUACGUGUUCAGGAACACCGCUGGCUGUGGGCAGUGAGACAUUGAAUUUGACGCUGGAAGCGCCGACGAGCGUGUCGAUGACGCUGUCAGGCAAUGCAGCGCGCCAACUGACACGCCCCAGCCCCUAUGUUUUGGCGGACAAGGGUGUGCACGUGAGCAGCAGCGCUGUGCGCGUCCAACUCUCUUAUGCGUCGGGCCGUGUGUUGGACCGUGAGAGUGAUGCUCGCACGAUCUACAACACGAGCGGUCUGAACGGCCGGUUUGAGUUGAACUUUGAUGGCGAGGGCGUACCAACGCUUGCUGCCGUUGCCAAUGCAACGAAUGGCACGGGCGAGCUUUGUGUGAGCUUUGUGCAUACACCGUUGACGCAGUGCGUGACGAUUGAGCUUGUGUUGCUGGAUGAGGUGACUGUGAGUGCGCAACCCUAUUUUGGUGGAAGCCAACGCGGCAACAUUGUGGAGAGCGUGUUGAGUCAACUUGGUCAGACAGGUGUGUAUCAGCAAGCACGGAUGACGGCCAGCAUAUCUAUGACUGAUGGCACAUCACAGAGCGUGUCAACGGACGUGGUGUAUGCGCUGAGCAAUACUGUUGGAAGUGGCUUGGAGCUUGUAUCGAGCCGUAUUGUGCAGCGCUCUGGCAGUGCGACGAGUGGUGAGGCUGAGGUUGUUGCGACCUACGGUGGGCUGUACGUGAGUGAGCCGUUUACGUUGGUUCUGGACAGCACGCCACUGCAGGUGUCGUCAUUGAGCAGCUUGUCCCUGACGCCCUCGUCGACGGCCGACGGCAGCACGCCAUUGUUCCCCAGAGUCAAUGUGGCAAUGGGUGACGGCACGAGCUACAACGCAUUCAUGGGCUCGAAUGGCCAGACCCGACUUGUGGAAGGGCUGUUGACGUUUUCUCGUGUGGAGAGUGUUUCUGGAGUCGCCACGGUCGAUAGCACGACCGGCGAGAUUACGGGCGAGGCCAAUUACCACGCGGCACUGACGCUGCGGUGUGCAGUAGUGGGUCAGAGCGGCAUGAGUGCCACGACGACCUUUUACAGCAAUCUUGCCGCGAGCACUGUUGGUGAUGUGGAUCUGGGCAGCUCGAGUGGCGCUGCCUUGCCUCUGGCCGAAGCUGGGGAUGAUGGAGCAUCGGCCAGCAACACGGAAGUGUUCUUCGAUGUCUCUGUUACGUCAGCCCAGGACAGCGCCAUGGGUGGUUUGACGUCUGCGUUGAGCAGCAAUGCAUACUAUUGGAACGGCACUUACGUCGGAGACGGCGGGCGCUCGGCCAGCCUGUAUGGUGGAGUCGUCAAGGCCGUUGGCACGGGUGAGGGCUGGUUUGAGGUACGCUUGCUGAGUACGUCGCUAGUUGGCGAGGGCCUGGGUCUGUCGUUGUUGCAAAAGACGUAUGAUUCACAGGGCGGAACCAGCACGGCCCGACGCUUGGGCAUGUUUAAGACGAGUGCCACGCCGCUUUAUUCAUCGCAGCUGAGCAUGACAGUGGAUGGCAUUGAGGUGAUUACGGGCAGCAGUGGCUACUCGCCGCUGACUACGUUCAGUAACAAUGUGACGAGUAGCGAGUGCUUCAACUUUGCUGAUCCUGUGUUUGAGUCUGCAACUGUGCGGUUUGAGGUGGACGAGAACUCUGGCAUCGACGCCGUUGUUGGGGUUGUGAAUGCCACUGACGCGGAUAGCUCGGGCGUGGCCCCUGCUGCGUAUGGCAGCCUGGCCGUGACCGGUCAAUCGGGCAUUGUGCGCUACGAACUGAGCGAGGCCUCAAGCUUGUUUGCCGUGGACGCUGUGAGCGGCAUUGUGACGGCACUGCAGGAUUUCGACUAUGAGGUUGAUGUCCGAGAGUAUCAGGUGACGAUUGUGGCCCGGGAUCAGGGUGUUGUGCGCCAACGCUCGUCGAGCGUGGUGGUCAACGUUUCGAUCGUCAACCUGAAUGAUGUGCCUCCCCGCUUUAACGCCACAUCUUUCUCUUUCUCUGUGGCUGAGAACCUGCCCGCAGGCGUCUCCAUCGGUACUCUCUCCGCUUGGAUCGACCCGCCAGUUCCUUUACUGUUCUCAAUUCCAGAUCUCAAUGCUUCCUUGUUUGCGUUCAACAAAUCGACCGGACUUCUGUCGACGUUGAUCUCACUGGAUCGGGAAGCGAUGGGUGAUUUGAACAUCACCGCUUUUGUCGAACUUCCAGGAUUUUCUCAUCUGAAUGACACAGCCUUUGUUUCUAUCACUGUGAUUGAUACCAAUGAUAACAUUCCAGUCAUCACCUCAAGCACCGCUUUGGAAAUUCCAUCAAAUACUGAUGUCAAUACUUCCGUGUACGUGCUGACCUACGCUGAUGCUGAUUCCUGGCCAUUUGCCGAGUCAUCCCGCUCCGUCGGAACGAUUCGCGCCAACCCACCCAUUUCUGACAACAGCCAACCGCCCCCGGUGGUGGAUACAACCACAUUCGCAUUCAACUCAUCCUCGGGGUCCCUAAUCCUCAAGAAACCACUGGACAAGACUGUUGCUGUUUCCUUCUUUUUCACUGUGACUGUGACGAACCUUGCUUCGCCGUUUUUCUCAAGUUCUGAUACGGUUUUGAUAUCUAUCGGCAGCGCAAACCUCUACGCUCCAGUGGUCACCUCUCCCUCUCGGGAGGUGCUUCUGUUUGAAGACCAUGCCGUUGGAACAGAGAUUGAGCUCAUCUUCGCCGUGGAUCAAGAUUCAGGUGCAAGUGGCAUCGUUCGAUAUGCAAUUGUGGCUGGCAAUGAGGACGGCUACUUUGCAGUCGAUGCAGUGACCGGAUCUGUCACUCUUGAAAAUCCUCUUGACUAUGAGCACCGGCAAGAUGUCACCAUCGUCGUCGAGGCGCGUGAUCGAGGCGACCCCAUCAGCUUGGCAACCAACGUCACCAUCCACGUUCAAAUCAUUGAUGUCAAUGACAAUGCGCCUAUCUUCGUAUUUACAUCACCUUCAUUCUUGUCAGAGUUGGCACCGAGCGGCCACGUUGCGGCUUUGCUUUGUGCCUAUGAUGCCGAUAGCGAGUCAGCUGGUAUUGUUGAUAUGACACUGACCUCUUUAUCAGGCGUGUUCGGUGCGAACAAGGCUAACGCAUCUUGUUGGGAAAUCGUCACUGUCAUGGCAACUGCUCCCCUCCUGACCGAAGCACGUGAGCUUUUGAACUUGACUUUUGUGGCUAGUGAUCGUGGCUCGCCCAUGCAAACGUCGACAGGUUACAUGUCGAUUAUUCUUUUUGAUGAAAACGAUCACGCUCCACUGCCCAACAUGUCGCAAAGUGUGCGAGUAUUGGAAGAUGCUGCUGUUGGCACAGCGAUAACAAAGCUCAGCUUUGUUGAUAGCGAUUAUGACUGGAAUGCAGCCUUGACAUACCUCCUAUUGACAUCAGAUGUUGUUCCGUUUGAGUUGAAUGCUACGUCCGGCUCUCUACUUCUUGUCGGGCAACUCGAUCGGGAAACAAUUGACAGCUAUGAGUUGGUGGUGAUGGUACAAGACCGCGCUCCGACAUUUGAACCUACAUACGCCGAUGUUGUGCCACAGCCAACGCUUUCGACAAAUUUUACCGUUCUGGUUAAUAUCUCUGAUGUCAACGACAACCCACCAGUGUGGGUGAACGCAAGUAAUAUGACAUUGGUCGUGCCCGAGGACCAGAGUGGUGCUUUUGCUCAGUUUCUUGCAACUGAUGAUGAUGAGGGCAUCAAUGCCAUGCUCAACUAUAAUGUUGCUGCAAGCGUAAACUGUAGUGUAAUCAUCUCUAGCGACGGGGUUGUCUCGCUCAAUGCUUCAUUGGACUAUGAACAGGCCCGUACAGCGUGGUUUUUGCUCAUAGCGAGCGAUCGUGGCACUCCGUCACAUCAUGCUGAGCUUUACGUGUUUAUUGAAGUGGCUGAUGUCAAUGAUGUCAGCCCAACUGUUUCGGGCCCGGCUUCUCUCACCUUAUCUGAGGCAGAAGCCAUUGGAACAGUUGUUGCCUCUUAUUCAGCCACAGAUCCUGACACCGGGAACGGAGGCGUGGUAGACUUUUUUGUUGACACCGCCGCAUCUGGAAACCGAUUCAGUAUCACCCUGGACGGCAACCUGAAGGUUGCCGGCUCUCUUCUCGGCUCCACGGCAAUGGUUGUCGUGGUUGUCGCAAGAGAUCGUGGCUCCCCUCAGCGUCAAACAAGCUUCCCCGUCUUUGUGUCCUUUGGCUCGGCAGAGGACUUCACCAUGUCCUUCUCCGGAAGUGGCGCUCUCUUUGCCAACAGCCCCUCGAUUCUGAACUCAACUUCAGGCUUCGAGUACCAAUACUUGCAGGCGUACUCCGUUUUGCCAAGGGCCUUAGCAGGCGGCACGCUUUCUGCUAGACUCGGCUCACUGAAGGGAUCCCAGGCGCUUUCUCAGACCAGGGCAGUAGCAAAUCGGUUGGAGGUCGUGCUGGCCUCAACCGCACUUUUCGUGGAAGAUCGGGUGGUUCGAGCAUCCGCCCUUGUUCUUGAUGGUUCCUUCAAUCCGCGCACGCAGGGUGCAACCAUUGCCUUCACGAUUCAACCCGACAUUCGCUUGCAGGGCCUGGGCGCUGUCGCUGUGUCAGGUUCCUGUACCGUUGCAGCCAGUACAAACUCAGGCAUGUGUGGCUUUGCGUCAACGAACCUACCGGCUUCAUGGUUCACUAUGGCCGCACUUCGAGAUGAUGCUGCGGAUCCAACCGUGGAAGUGUUGGUCUCUCUACAUGGGAGUGCUCCGGUGUCCGUCGGCACGGUGGUCCUGACGCGUUGGGUACCACCUGUUGUGGCAGACCCCAUUAAUCAAUUGCGCAUGACCCUACCUGCUAAUGACAUAUUCCCUGGCAACGCCUUCUCGGCGACAGUCGAGGGACAUGCCGGCUUUCAACUGCAAACAUUCCUCUUGCGCCUCACAGCUGGCUCGGCCAUCAGCAUUACUUCUGUGGAGGCACGCGAUAGCGAUAAAUUUUCAAUUGUUAACACUGCGAGCUCGGCGUCUGAUUGGACUGUGUUUGGUCAGCUGAACGAUGCUUCCUCGGCAAGUUCAUCUCCCGUUGCCGCAGAGACGCUUUUAGACGUCACUUUUGUGGUCUCCAGCAGCGCCGCCACAAGUCAAUCAGUCCGCAUCGACAUCGUUGUGCAGGAGAUUACCAACAUCAGAGGCGAGGACCUCAUUACUUCUGAUAUUGCAGGCGAGUUUAUUGAUCACCGAUCACGGCUUACCGGCCAGGUCUUUGCUUACGGUCAAAUAUUCGUUGCUCCUGACGAAGUGCGUGGGCUCCAUGCCUUUGGUGAUGUGGGUGAGAUAACCAAUAUUGGCGUGUUGACGGGCGAAACCACCUCUUGGCCCUUGUAUACGUAUGCCAUUUAUCGCUCAGGUCAACGUUCGCGCGUUACGAGUGAGUUAGCAUGCUUGUCUUCGCAGACAAGUGUUAUGCAACCCACUUCCGGGUGCACAGCGUUGCAACUUCCCAAAACACAGAGCGUGGGCAGUCCCGAGGUGUCAAUCACGGUCAUGUGGGCAGCAUCAAGCACCGUUGCAAGAUUUCGUGUAUGGGCACCGGUUCUACCUGUGCCCUUGACAGCGCUAGACCAAAAUUUGCAUGCUAUCUCCGGCUCUGGCUGUUCAGUCUAUCAAAGCCGCCAUUUGGAUGCCUUUGCGUCGUUUUCUGAUGGUGUUGAGGCUCGCUUUGCAAACGUGAUUGACUCCUUCGCGGGCGCGUUGGCCCCGGCUGACACUUCUGUUCUGGAGAUUGUCAGCGGCAAAGUUCGCGGCGUGGGACCAGGCACAAGUGUUAUCCGGGUUUUGCGCGAUGGUCUUCUUGUGGCAGAAUCAAGUGCUUUCGUUGUGAAUGAGAGCAGCGUUGAUAUCACUCAAAUUCGAGUUGCUGUUUUUACGGACUUAACCCUGACGGCUGUCCCGGACUUUGAGGUGGUGUCCGCGCCGAUCAAUGUGACUGCCAAGGUGGAUCAGGCCUUUGACCUCGAGUAUGAGGAGGGUCACGCUGUGGCACUCGCACUUUACUCUGACAUGACAUCAGAACUGCUGACCGUCGAGGAUGGUAUGGUAUAUUCCAGUGCAAACCUAGCGUUAGUCACAGUCACAAAUGAUACUGUGACUGCCAUUGGAAGCGGUGUGGGACAAUUUGUUUUGGGUGAGUACAAACCUUGCGGCUUAAGCUUUGAUGCCUUAGCCAAUGGAACAGCUACUGUUGCCAUUGACAUCCCUGAACCGGAUUCAGUCGAAGUUGAACUUGACACUGGCAAAAUUUGCCUGCCUGGUUCAUCAGCGGCGCUGCUCGGCGUCGACACAUCUGCUCGGGUUCAUGUUGACUUGCGCUAUGGCAGCGCACUCCUGUCCCGUGAGUUGGACAACCGGACGCUCUUCUCGUUGGAACCGAGCAUCGGCAGAGUAGAGCGCGGUGAGGAGACCGUCAUGAUAAUUGUGACCGAUUCUACCUACGAGGGCCCGGUAACGCUUCGCGUAACAUUUGAGCACCUCAAUGCGUCUGGAAGCGAAACUUUCAGUGUCAUACGCCUCAGUCAGGUGACUAUGGCCUCGCAGCCAUACCCUAUAUUUGCGGGCUCUAGUGCGGUGAGCAAGACAAGCUCGCUGAGAUACGCAGAAACGAACGUUUUUGAGUCUCUUCGAAUCAGUGUGACCGCACACUUGAGUGAUGGCGCAACGCACGAGGUCGCAAGCCUGGCUGCCACCACCUUGUCCAUUGUCCAAGCUAGCCAACGUGCUGUUUUGAGUGGGCGUAUCCUGUCACGCGUGCUGCCUUCCAGCGCCGGUGUGGUGGUGGUGACUGCUGUUUUCAAUGGAGAAGCCGCCUCGAACGACUUGACCAUCACGAUGUCCGAUGAGCAAACCUUUGUCAAUCGGAUCACUGCUUCUGGCUCAAUCACCACCUUUGACACUGUCACGUUCACGUCGACGCUGCGGGGCGUGCAGGAUGAGGCCUCUGCGUUUGUCACACUUGGCGCGCGGUUUGACGAUGGAACUUUUUAUCCGACGCUAUUCGGCGCGAACGGUGCCGUCAACCUGCCCGGUCUCAUCACUUUCCGCAGCAGUCAGCCCACCGUGGCCUCGGCCAAUUCGGUGACGGGUGAAGUGACGUUGCACGCCAAUUGGCCAGAAUUGGUCACUGUGACGGCCCAAGCCGUGGCAAGCGGGAUCGAGGGCUCGGCGACUUUUGCGGCCAACCUAGACCCUGACACCUUUGAUGUGGAUUUGGGGGCUGCAACAGGCUUGCCACUGAGCGCCCGCGCCAUUGGCGACACGUUUACGGUGCCGGUCCGUGUUAAUGCCGGCAGCAGCACGCUAGCCUCCAUCGAUUUGUCUGUGUAUUACGACCCCAGUCGGCUGGAGGCGGUGAGCGUGGCGCCUGGCAGUGCCUGGCCAAGCAGCGCGCAGCUGACAGCAACGCUGGACGAUCCACCGGGUGUGGUCCUGUUCGGCGGAGCUUUGGAUACCACGGGUCUGCAGGGCACCAAGGAGAUUGCGGUGUUGACGUUUAGAGUGUUGGCAGGUGCAACGGUUGGUCAGCGCUUGGCGUUGACGGGACAGGUCACGACCAUGGCAGAUACAGACGGCGUCUUGAUGGGCGCCGAGAACCGUGCCUUUGUGGCCGGCAGCGUUGAAAUGGUGGUGGCCAGUGCUGGCCGGCGCCGUCGUGCUGAUGCUGAUGCUGAUUCUGAAGCGGAUGUGACUGAGGAUGGCGCCGAUGGCCUGCUGCCAGCAACCGCCACGGCUGACAGCCGUGCGGUUGUGUUGGCUCUGAUAGCGAAGCAUGGUGGCUUGGAGGGCCCUCAGCAAGGCGUUCGUCAACGCCGUGCAGAGUGCGCCAAUGCACGUUGUACGGCGGCUGAGUGCGUAUCGGUUUAUGGUCAGGCACGCGAGACGGGCGAUGCAGAUGGCAAUUGCCUCUUUGAUGUUCGUGACGUGCGCUAUACCCAAGACUACAUUGUCUACGCUUCGCUGGGCUUUGCCACACCGGCGGGAGCUGCUUUCCGAGCUGAUAUGCUGAGCUCUGGGGAGCAGGAGGCCAAUAUGGAUGCCGAUUUGAACGGCGUGAUUGACGGCCGUGACUCAUCCUUCUUAGCGCGUGUCAACUUCCGUCAGCUCCGCUUCAUCAAGGAUAUCUCCAUCGUUCCCGUCGAGAACAGUGACAAUUGUGCCUUGACACUCGCUGCUACACUCGUCGCCAAGGGUGAUGUGGCCGUCGACGCGUCUCAGACAUUUGUCUAUUUCGAUUUUGUUGCGCCAAGCCAUGCGUCCGACCUGCCUUUCGAUGAGGCAGAUCUUGUCAUUGGCACCAUGGCUGCGUUUUCUGUUUCCUCUGGCAGCAUUCGCAACGUACGCCCUUCAGCCUACUUGAGCAGCGUGCUGACCGACGGACACUUUGUUGUGCAAAUGCGUAGCGACGUGGUACAUUCCGUGGGCAUCUCAUUGAUCAUGGUCACAACCAAUUCGCUGGGUGAAACCGAUCAAUCGCGCCAGUUUUUCUUGGACGGCUCCUCCUCUGCUCCGUUUUUAUAUGCAGGCGUGCUUGAUGUUCUGGUUGGUCAAUUCUCGGUCAGCGUGUAUCGUGGCAGUGGCUACAACCCAUUCGUUUUGGCAAACAAUACACGUGCUUCGCACAGCUGUGUGAACGAACAUCCCCCUGUGUUUACCCACAAUCCAUUCACUGUCUUUGUCCCAGAGAAUCAAGACCCCGGCCCGAUCCUCACUCUCGAGGUGACAGACGAAGAUGAAUUCGCCAUUCCUCCGCUUUUUGCGCUUGUGGACGAAAGUAUCGAUUUCGCCGUGUCAGCUUCUGGGGUUGUAAGCUCGCUUCGCAGCUUCGACUACGAAGCGGACCCAACCGCUUACACACUCAAUGUCACCGCGACUGACUCAACGCAGGCGGCAAGUUUUGUGGCAUGGGCGUUGGUGAAUGUGUACAUCAACAACACAAACGAUAUCCCGCCGCAGUUUUUGUCCCCUGCCGUUGAGGUCAACGUCGAUGAGACUUUAGCUGUCAACAGCACCGUGGUGUCCUUGCCUUACUUCGACCGUGACUCGCCCUUGAGCAACAUGUCGGCCUACAUUGUGACACCCUCAGUGCCAUUCCGAGCCACCACGGUUGCGGGUGACGUACGGGUGAUUUUGAGCGAGCCGUUGGAUUACGAUACGGGCAAUGACCAUUACGAGUUCACCGUGGCACUAUCCGAUGGAAACUUCGUUGCUACCUGUGAGAUCAUUCUUUCUGUAUUGCCGGUGAACGACAACUCCCCUCUUUUUGAGCAGAGCUUCUUCCAGCUGACCGUCAACACAUCGGUUCCGGUUGGCACCACCUUGGUUGUGCUAGAGGCCACCGAUGGCGAUGGAGAUGUCGUGGCUUACCGCUUGCGCGAACCAUCGCCAUAUUUUGUUGUCGAUGCUGCAUCGGGUGCAUUGCGGUUGAUCGCUGAGCUACCCGCGUUAGAGCCUCGCUUCGAGCUCUUUGUGAUUGCUUCUGAUCAGCAAACCCCGCCUUUGGAAGCCACGGCAAUUGUCGAGGUCUUAUUGCCUGUCGUACGCGAUGUUGUCUUUUCGGCCAAUCCCGCCCUAUUGGUUGGCAAUCCAGCGCGGCUAGCCGCGGACGUGUACGCGCAGCCAGUUGGUCGACCCGUUGGGUUGACUCCCAGCGCGAGCAUGUCCGUAUCAGCCUCGUUCGGAUCGCUCAUUGGGGAACGCAUCGUGACACGCGCCGUUGCGCCGGCGAGCAGCUUCAAGGCCGUUUUGGCCACCCGCACUGCAUUUGUGGCACGCUCUUCAAUUAUCGUUCAUGCUCAACUGUACGAUGAAGACUUCCAGACACUGACAGGAGGUGGUACAAUCACUGUGACGUUUGUGCCUGAUGGCAUGCUGUCGGCAGCUGGUGCUACAAGCAUCAGCAAAUCCUGUGUUGUGGCCUCUGGUGCCCCCGCGGGAUUUUGUACAGUGUCCUCGGGUGCCCUUCCAGUUUCCUGGUUCACCGCACCCUCUUUGUUGGCACAAAAUCUUGACCCACAGGUGAAUGUGCAGGCUAGUGAUGGCUCGUCGAUGCUUGAUUUGGGCGCGGUGGUCUUGCACCGAUCAAUGAAUGGUGCUGCAGAGGCUCUUGAUAUGCAGAUGCGUGUGAUUGUACCUCAACAAGACCUGUUUAUCGGUGACAGCGUUGACAUUUCUAUCGAAGGGCAUGCCGGUUUCCAAGUUCAGACCUUCCUGGUUCGCCUCACCGUUGCAAGUGGUUUGCGCAUCCAAUCGGCAGCAGCCGCUGACUCGAACAAAUUUGCCCUUGUCAUCACUGAGGCAUCAAGCACCGACUGGACCAUCUUCGGCCAACUCAAGGAUGCCGCAAGUGCCUCAACUAGCAUCGUUGACGCUGAGGCGCUUGUUGUCGUGGCCAUGAGCGUUCAUUCAAGUGCGUCGACCAAUGCCACUCUGGCUCUAUCCAUGGAUGUGUUGGAGUUGACAAAUGUCAAGGGUGAAGAUAUUUUCCCUGAAACUGUGCCUGCACAGUUUGUAGACCGUCGCUCGCGCCUUGCAGGUGAGGUUUAUGAGAGUGGGCAGGUCUUCGUAGCUGCAGACGUGAUCACGGGCGUGUUCGCGUAUGCUCCCUCGGCUGAAGUUUUGAACAGUGGUCCUCUAACAGGAGUGAGUGUAUCGGUACCCAUAACCAUCCAAGUGGUUCGACUUUCUGGUGCUCGUGCCCCGGCAUCGACCGGCGAUGUCUUCUGCACCAGUACCUCUCCACUGACAAUGGCAAACACCGAUUGCGCUGACGUCACUUUGACGACCUCCUUUGAUGUUGAUGGAGGUGUGGCAGAAGCUCUGGUCACUGCUUCAAAUGGCGUUGCAGACACAGUCCGCCUCAAAGUCUGGAUGCCAUCUUCAGAUGUUGACAUGGUGGUCUCUGAUCCUUAUUUGGAGCGAUUGACCGACUUUGAGGACUCGGCGUGCCCGAUCUUCUACCAAGAUGCCGUCGUCGAGGUCUUCAGCCAGUUCUCGGCUGGCAGCUUGGACUUGGACAUCAAGUAUCGCGUCACAAACCUCAUCAAGGACAACUUGCGCAUUGCAAACCAUACCGUUGCGUUGAUGGAUGGUACUCACGUAUUUGCGCUGAACGAGGGCAUCACCACGCUCAGCCUGAUGCGUGACGAAAUGCAGCUUGCCAAUGCAUCGAUCACGGUGGCCACCUCAGGAAUCAGGGCCACAAGUCUCGAAGGCUUUGUUGUCACCCGCUUGAGCCUCGACCUUCCAACAAGCAUUUUGUCCACGCAAUCUGCGACAGCUGUGGCCUCAUUGGUGCAAGAGCUCUCUCUUGAAGGUGAUGACGCAUCGGUGCUUGCCGUGGUUGAGUUUGCCGAUGGAACGCGUUUAGUGCUGCCAAAUACUGCGUCUGCUGCCCAGCUCCGCGUCGUAUCGAUUUCUCCCUCUGUAUUGCACGCAAAUGGCACUCGGGUCAUCGCCCGGGCGCCAGGUGUCGGCGAACUGGUCCGCGUAGAGGCCCUCUCAUGCUCUGGACGCCAGGUUUCGAAUGCCACAGUUUUUACAAACGUCAGCAUCCCGGAGCCUGAUGAGGUGCUCAUCGUGAGCAAUGCAUCACGGGUGGCAACUGCUGGUAGUGCUGCCCGCUUCGCCGGUAUCUCUGAAGCAGCGGCUGUCACAGUGGCUUUGGUUUUCAACGGCCGUACGCUGGAUAUGUCUGCUGAUGAGCGCACCAUUCUUACAGUUACCUCCGCGUCAGGAGUGACUGCAACAAUAGAGCAGCUCGGCGAAAACUUGCUCGUCCGCCCUUCAGGCGCGGUUGCGGGUUACUUUUGGAUCAACGUGAGUUUUGUGCACUACAACAUUACGGCGGCCUUGCAACUCCGAGCCGUUGACAUGACAAGUCUUGAGCUGACUGCUCGGCCGACUCCCGCGUACAGCGGCUCGUCAGCUGUUGUCAUGUCAACACUGCACCCACUCGCAAAUACCGGUGUCUACCAGCAAGCCGUGCUGGAAAGCACGGCGGUCUUAACAGACGGCGAGGAAGUCGAUGUUUCCGGGCAAGAAGGCUUGUCGCUGGCGAUCGCAUCCGGUGACUCCUUGGUACAAAUUGUGAACGAGGUUGUGAAUGUACGUUCGGGCGUUAGCAGUGGCACUGCGCAAUUCAUCGCCGACUUCCAUGGAUUGAUCACGAGCAGCGCAUUUUCGCUAACGAUUUCCUCGGACCAAGUUAUGGUCAAUGCCAUUGUACCAACUGGCCAAACAGCGCCAGUCGGAUCUGUCACGUUCACGUCGACGCUGCGGGGCGUGCAGGAUGAGGCCUCUGCGUUUGUCACACUUGGCGCGCGGUUUGACGAUGGAACUUUUUAUCCGACGCUAUUCGGCGCGAACGGUGCCGUCAACCUGCCCGGUCUCAUCACUUUCCGCAGCAGUCAGCCCACCGUGGCCUCGGCCAAUUCGGUGACGGGUGAAGUGACGUUGCACGCCAAUUGGCCAGAAUUGGUCACUGUGACGGCCCAAGCCGUGGCAAGCGGGAUCGAGGGCUCGGCGACUUUUGCGGCCAACCUAGACCCUGACACCUUUGAUGUGGAUUUGGGGGCUGCAACAGGCUUGCCACUGAGCGCCCGCGCCAUUGGCGACACGUUUACGGUGCCGGUCCGUGUUAAUGCCGGCAGCAGCACGCUAGCCUCCAUCGAUUUGUCUGUGUAUUACGACCCCAGUCGGCUGGAGGCGGUGAGCGUGGCGCCUGGCAGUGCCUGGCCAAGCAGCGCGCAGCUGACAGCAACGCUGGACGAUCCACCGGGUGUGGUCCUGUUCGGCGGAGCUUUGGAUACCACGGGUCUGCAGGGCACCAAGGAGAUUGCGGUGUUGACGUUUAGAGUGUUGGCAGGUGCAACGGUUGGUCAGCGCUUGGCGUUGACGGGACAGGUCACGACCAUGGCAGAUACAGACGGCGUCUUGAUGGGCGCCGAGAACCGUGCCUUUGUGGCCGGCAGCGUUGAAAUGGUGGUGGCCAGUGCUGGCCGGCGCCGUCGUGCUGAUGCUGAUGCUGAUUCUGAAGCGGAUGUGACUGAGGAUGGCGCCGAUGGCCUGCUGCCAGCAACCGCCACGGCUGACAGCCGUGCGGUUGUGUUGGCUCUGAUAGCGAAGCAUGGUGGCUUGGAGGGCCCUCAGCAAGGCGUUCGUCAACGCCGUGCAGAGUGCGCCAAUGCACGUUGUACGGCGGCUGAGUGCGUAUCGGUUUAUGGUCAGGCACGCGAGACGGGCGAUGCAGAUGGCAAUUGCCUCUUUGAUGUUCGUGACGUGCGCUAUACCCAAGACUACAUUGUCUACGCUUCGCUGGGCUUUGCCACACCGGCGGGAGCUGCUUUCCGAGCUGAUAUGCUGAGCUCUGGGGAGCAGGAGGCCAAUAUGGAUGCCGAUUUGAACGGCGUGAUUGACGGCCGUGACUCAUCCUUCUUAGCGCGUGUCAACUUCCGUCAGCUCCGCUUCAUCAAGGAUAUCUCCAUCGUUCCCGUCGAGAACAGUGACAACUGCCUCAUGACUCUGGAUGUCACCCUCAUGGCCAAGGGUGACGUGGCCGUGGAUAGCAGCCAGACAGCUUUGCAUUUCAUGCUGACGCAUGCGGAUGUCUCUAAUCAAGAUCUGUUUGACAACGUCGACCUCAUCGAAGGUACCUCCUCCGCCGUCUCGGUCAAUUCGGGCACUGUCUUGGAUUUGACCUCAUACUCGAUUAUGCGAGCCGCCAGUCGCCCCAAUGGCGUUUUCCGUGUCUCCUUACGCACGGGCAUGUCGCUGGAUGACCUUGGUGUCUCCUUGGUCAUGGUGACGACAGAUGCCAAUGGAGUUUCCGAUGUUUCGCGCCAGUUUUUCCUGGAUGGCUCCUCCUUGGCACCCUAUCAUCAUGCAGGCCGGCUCGAUAUUGAUGUUGGCGUGCUCCAAGCGAAUGCCUAUCGCAGCAACGGCUUCAAUCCGUUCAUCUUGUUUGAUAAUGCUCUGCGAUCUGAUUUCUGUGCGCAAGAUGGCGCUGUGUUCAACUUUACGGUGUCAGAGGACGUGAGCAUCGGAACUGAUCUCGGACUCAUUGUCCAGUAUGACUCAGGCCUUGGCGUGCCGCGUAAUGCUGCCGUGGAAUUUUCCAUUUCAGGCACUUCACCAGAUGCCUUCGAGGUCAACUCGCAAAACUUUAACUUGCAGGUGGCACAGGCUUUGGAUCGGGAGGCGCGCGCAAGCUAUGCGCUGGUUGUGGCGAUGGAGGUGCUUGAAUUCUCCUUGGAAGCUCAGGUCUACAUCGUUGUAUCCGAUGUGAAUGACAAUGCGCCGCAGUUUUCCAUGGAGAUAUUUCAGUUUUCAGUCAUGGAGAAUGUUGCUGGUGUUGUCAUUGGAACCGUGAGCGCCACAGAUCCCGACGAGGGCGUUAAUGCAGUCGUUGUUUACACGUCGCUCGACCCCGCGCUGUAUGCUAUUGAUGAGAUCACAGGUGAGGUGACCCUCUUGGUGCAGCUGGAUCGGGAGGUGUUGCCCUACAUUCUCUUUAAUGUCUCGGCACGCGACAGUCCUGAGGCGAGCGCUCCCCUCGUCACGGUGGGGGCCGUAAACCUGACAGUUUUGGAUGCAAACGAUAAUCCGCCGCGUGUCAAUGCCAGUUCGCUUGAGAUUUCCGUUUCGGAGAAUCUGGCAUCGCCCCUGGUGAUUGGCCAGCUGCUGAUUUCUGACGCUGACCUGGGCGUGAAUGCUCAAGUGCAGCAGAUCCGUGUGCUGACUUUUGCGGACUGGAUCGAUGUAACCCCCGAAGGUGUUGUCAUUGCCUUGCAAUCUUUUGAUCGCGAGGCAGUGGCCCAGUACAACGUGCUGAUUAAUAUCACCGACGCCGGGUCACCGGCGCUGUCGACGCUCGCCACCAUCAAGCUCGACAUCCUUGACGUCAAUGACAACACACCCAUUUUUGAGGCCAGCCUUUAUCGGGUAGUCGUGCCAUUGGGCACGGAGCCGGGCAGUAUUCUCCGUGAUGUGGUUGCUCGCGAUGCAGAUGCUGGCAUUAAUGCGGAGCUGCUCUACACGAUUGGGGCGCAGACGCCCAAUGGUUCUGUGUCCGUGCUGACGUAUGGUGGACGAGCGCGUGUCGUGCUCGAUCAGUUGAUUGGUGACGUUGGGGAUGAAAUUUUGGUCACACUUGUGGCAACCGAUCGAGGCAUUCCUGCGCUCAGCUCAACUACAGAAGUAGUACUGAAGAUCAGCGAGAACCAUCGUUUUGACUUUGAGGCUGGUGCCGGCUAUCGUGGAGCGUACAGUUCAACGAUCAAUUCGGCCCGACAAAAUUUUGGCCCAUUCUUCAUGACCAACGCUACUGCAUUCAACGUAACGCUACCGGGCAUCAAUGGCCUCGGCCCUGUGACAGCACAAAUCAGUCGCGAUUCGGCUUCAUAUGCCGAUCUCGUGGUUCUUGACAAGGAAGUUUUUAACGACGAGCCGGACCUUGGCACUCCCCUGCGUGUGCGUGCUGCUGGCCUGGCCAAGACGACCUAUCAUCGCAACGCCGGUGCUGGCAUCGAACUCACUUUUUGGUUGCGGUUGUCAACCAACCCGAGUUUUUCGCUGAUGCUUUCUUGCACAACAGCGAGCAAUGGUGUAUGCUCAAUCGAGUUCACCGUGCCCGACGCGUGGUUUGCGAGCGACGCUGAUGUGAGUGCUUUGAUCUCUGUUGCAGCUGAUGGCUCGAGCUUCGGUGCUGUAUCAGCUGUCACCCUGCAUCCGCGCAACACUGGAGUAUCUGAUGUGGUGCUGCGCAACGAUGCUUGGCUGUUGCUGCCAGCACGUACGGUGUACGCUGGCGAGACUUUCGUGGUCGCCUUAUACGCACAAGCGACAGCGGGCGUGGCCUCAUUCUCCAUUACUGUGGCAUUACAGAACGCGUUCCGACUAGUGAGCGUGACCAGCGCAUCCGAUGACUUUGUAUACUUGCAAAGCGGGCGCGUAACUUGCACAGAGCCUGUCUUCUCAGACAAUUCCGCAUGCGAAGAAGCAAUUACCUUGUCAGGCAACCGUGCAUCUGGCUCCACCUCUUCCGCAGAUGCCGUGCGGCUUGCGCUAUUGACUGUCACGGUUCGCACUGCCCAACCUUCAGGCACAGCAUCUCUUCGUGCCACCGUCAACAACCUCUUUUCUUCCGCUGACCAGUUUGUGUUUCCUUCGGAUGUCGCAACCCAACAAUUUCCCUACGCAGCAUCGGUUGUGGAUCGCGAUGGUACCACAUUGCGUUCUAGCAAUGGCGGUGAGCUGACGAUUGAUGCCGAUCUCCAGCAACUGGCUGGCUUGUUUGCCUACAGCGAUGCUGGUGUGAUGGUGAAUACAGCGCAAUUGAAUAGCCAGGCCCUCUCAUGGCCCAUGGUGGUCCUGGCAGUUCGCGCCCGAAGUGGAAGCGUGAUCGUCGUGGACUCAGGACUGAAUUGCGCGCCAGAGGACGAUGUGCUUGUGCACGUUUUGGAGAACUGCGCGCUUGUGGUGCUGGAUGGCACAGAACUUGCGGGGUCAGCGACGGCCCGUGUAUUUGUGGAGUCAGCCGGGGCCACCGGCACGGCUACCUUCCAUGUAUUUGCGGUGCAACGUGCCUCCCUAUCGCUGUCCACCUCGACCCUCGGUCGUCUCGAGGGCGCCAUGAACGACGCGUGCACCGAGCCUGCAUAUCGUACCGCGCAAAUCAAGGUUGAGGCCACAUUUUCGGACGCUAAGUCAGCCUUUACUGCCGACGUGACCACGUGGCUAGAGAGUUCAAUCACAACAUCGGAUGGUAGCGUCGCAACAGUGGACGGCCAAACGCUUCAGGGCGUGGCCCCAGGGCUCACGACCGUGUUUGUUGAUGGCACAACCCGCAUUGCCCCCGUCAACGUGGAAGUCACCUCAACUCCAGCAGAGAUCUUUGGAUUUGCGCCGCUGCUGUACAAUGACGCCAUCUUUUACCUGUCAACUGACACGGUUACUGAGGCUGGAUCUUUGUCGGCGCGCCUGUCCCUCUCCAAUUUGUUGCUGAACAACGGUGACCGCUCAUUCUAUUUGGUUGACAUCGUUUACGGCGAUGGUGUGCGGCAAGCUAUUGCCCUGAACGAUCUUGUUGUGAAAUCCUUGGAUACACAGGUGGUGGUAGUAGGUAGCGAUCACGUGGAGGCUGUUGGCUCAGGUUUUGGUGACUUGCUGCAGUUUGAGUGGAUUGAUGCCUGCUCCGGCUUACCCAUCGCAGCGCAGAACUAUUCCAUCUCCGUGUCAUUCAAUGACAAUGCACCCGUGUUUGAGGCUGAAAGCUAUACGUACUCGCUGCCCGAACAUGCGUCAACGCGCGUGUUAGGCACCUUGACUGCAACGGAUGCUGAUGUGGAGCGAGAUGACCCAAUUUACUACGGGCUGGUGUCUUUGAUGGCGCCGCACCUAACGACGCCCUUGCUUGGUGUGGAGGUGACCAGUGUUUUCGUCAAUGCGACCACGGGCGUCUUAUCAGUUCGCUCCGGGGUGCCUGAACUUGAUCGCGAGCUUUCUGAAACAUGGACUGCUCUCAUUGGCGCCAGCAACUACUUGACCGACUUGGAGUUGGCCGCUUCUGGUGUAAACCAGUCGGGCUUGCAGAUUGGUUAUGUGCAAAUUGCGCUCGCCUUGACUGAUAUCAACGACAACGCACCGGUUAUCACGAGCGUGAUGGCAGCGCGUGUGGUCCCUGCCAACUUUGUUGGCGCCACCAUCUUGGAUGUGGAUGCUACCGACGCGGAUACUGGAGUCAAUGGUGAGUUUUUCUUCGACUUGUCCUCCAGCACCGCUGUCAGUGAGUUUGCAACAAUCGACGCUCCUUCGGGUGUGAUUGCCACGACUCGCGACUUGUCGGACCUUUCCGAGGACACGGUGACGAUGAUGGUCACGGCCACAGACCGUGGUGCUGUGCCGCUAUCAAGCUCAGCAUCAUUGCGCGUUGAAGUGUAUCGUCGUGACCUGCUCCUAGCCAUGGAUGUGGCUUUGUCUGUCGAAGAAGCAAUGGCACACUUGGAUGAGAUUGCUCGAUACGUGAAUGACGUGAGCAAUCAUGAGCUCUAUCUGCCUGUACAUGCUGUGUAUGAGCUUGUGAGCGAAUCUGAGCGCCGCCGUGAUGAGACCUGGGCCACCGUGCACGUCCUAGCGGUGCGAAGCAUUGAGGCUACAAAUGCAGCAACAGACGAAAUUUUGAAGGCAGGCCGGGCUCUUUUGGUCGACAUUUACGGCAACAUUCCGGCUUCAACCCUGCAGGCUGAAUUAUCUCCCUAUGAGCAGGAGAUUGGAGAGCAACUAGGCGCCUCCGUAUCUUUCCGCGCUUAUGCUUUGGACCCGAAUGCAUCAUCAGGUGACCCAGGAGCAACGCUUCUGGCCAUCGUUUUGCCUUUGGUGGUCAUUCUGAUCCUGGUCCUGUUGUUGGUGGGCUUUAUUGUGCAUCGUCGAUUGCAAACCUUGGUUUAUAAAACCGCGAGUUUUGCCUGUCUGUCUCAUGUACGCAUGUGUGUUAUUGCCUUGUGCCCCAUCAAUCCUAAUAGACGCACUGCUGAGCCGGAGGAAUCCUUUGCGGUCAUGCUCAAUCGCUUAAGUAAAGAUGAGUCACAACGCGUGCUUGACCCGGAUGGACCAUCUGAGUUUACCUUUUCAGGUGGUGAGAUUGAUCCAGAGACUGGUAAUGCGUUCUUUUACAAGACCACUGAGGAGUUGAAGACGGUGAACGCCCCCAAGGACGACGGGGACACCGGCUUUACUACCAAAACAACGCGCCUAAUCACUGAUGAGAAGCACUGGUUGAUCAAGGCCGAGCCAGAACUGGUUGAUCCGCUGGAGGCUUGGGACGAGGGCGACUUGCAAGAGUCGGAGUUUGGAACUGCAACGGUGGUUCUGGACGCCAACGAUGUGGCCUUUGAGCGCUUUGAUGAUGAAUUCGCGCUGGAUGACUUCAACAACCCCUUGUAUAGUCUGGACCAGCUUCCUCAACCCGCGUUUGCCGCCUUUGACGAAAGUGCUGCGUUGGAUCACAAAUCGCCCAUGAGCGAGGCAUCAGCCUCACCCCAACCGCAGCCCCAGGCGGUGUCCGGCAUUCGUGCCGAGGACGAGGUCGAAGAAACAGCGUUUGGCAAGGCAUGCACCAAUUCUCAUGUCCUUUGUUUCGUUCAUGCAGCUGUUCUCAUGGCAUUUCCCGGCAGUAGCACAUUGGCUGAGCUGGUUACUCGUACCCCGAACCACCUCUUGCAGUACCCAAUGCAGUUGAACCGGGAAAGCAGAGCAAGCUCACAAGAGGGGCGCUUGGGUAGCAGAGCCAAUGAAGGGGCAAAGGGCAGGAGUAGCUGGCGAUCGGCUUUGCAACCUGAUUGGGAACAACAACAUUCCAUCCAUCCAAACCUCAAUCCGACCCUGCCGCCACCUAUCAACCUCACGCCGCUGACACGUCGAAGCUCAAAGCGCCAAGCACCUUGGCAUAAACGCCGCCAUGCACCAGGGCAACUCUCAGGCGCUGAAGUGGAAGCUCUCCUCUUGCAGUUUGGCCUUCAAGAUGCUCAGGAACGCAUAGACGUGGCCACAUACCUCAUCGACACGUAUGGCCAAUCCGCUGAGCAGACCAUCUCUCAUAUUUCCCUGGCCGAGGGGCUUUUGAGCGAAGCCCAGAAACUAGCGAGCAGUAACCCAAGUGUUGAUGAAGAGCCCGGCGUGUUGCCUUUGCGCCGGUUAUCAUCUCAAAAGCUGCUCCAGCUCAAGACACUCAUGCAGCAAAUGGCACCUGAAGAGCUACGGCCCAAGGUAGAGGCUGUCGAGGUGCAGGAUGGUCUCGAGGUCCAAGCCGAAGUCUUUCCACUUUCAGAGAAUGCACAUUCGGAUUUGCUCUUCACCUCAGCGACAACACUGCAAGUCGAUUCGAAGCAACUUCGUGACCUUCAAGAUGACAUACGAUCUCUGCGUAGCACGAACGAAGCCCUCUCAGCAGCUCUUGAAAUCAAAACGGCCGAGCAUCGCCAGCAGAUGCUCGAGCAGCAAGAAAUUGCUCAGACCCAUAUCGAUCAGUUGGAGACUGCUCAUCAAGCGGACCGGUCUACGAACAAGGAUUUGCAAGCUGAGCUGCGUGAUUCACGUGCUCGCCUGCAAGACUCUCAAGAAGAGUUGAAACAUCGCUCGAUCGAAUGUCAGCACCUGCGCUCCACCAUCAAGGCUCGCGAUGAAGCACACAUACAAGAGGUCCAGCGGCUGACGGAGCAAUUGGACAACUGCCGCCGCGAGCUUCGCCAGCAUGAAUUCACAAUUCACACUGCUGAACGACGUGCACACGACCUUAUGCAAGUCGCUCAAGACCAUGAAGAGCGCUCUGAGAUCCUGGCUAGGCUAGAGGCCGAGCUCAAGCAAGCUCAGCUGCAAAUUGUCUCGUUGGAGCAAGAUUUGGCUCGGCAAAGCAAUCAUGAAGCUGAGAUUGACUUUCUCCGCCAAGCGAAUCAAGAACUUAAGAGCAUGCUACAUGACCAUGACAUUGCCCUCGGGCCUCAGGUUGAGGCCUUGGAUCGUCAAACGUCUCAAGGCUGGACCACAACUUUGGUCGAUUCCGCCGUCCAAACCGAGCAUGAGUACGCAGAUACACUGUUCAAAGCCUUGGAGGGUUUGGACGAUGCAGAGAAGCAGCGCCUUGAGUUGGAACGCGUGAUUGCAUCGCACGUUGCUGCGUUGGCUCGUCAGAAUGAAACGAUUGAGGCCUUGCACAAGAAUCUCAAGGCACAACAAACGAGUUACCAAGAUCUGAUUGAUAAGAAAACGCAACAACUGCAUCAGCGCAAGCUUUUGGCGGAUGAGCAAGCGGCUGUUAUUGACCGCCUCAAGUCACCUGUUCUGGACAUGACAAAUACCGUGCAACUGGUCCUCGCUAAGAAAGAGAAACUUUCACGGUCGCUUUUUGAGGCGCGCCAGCAAGUGGCAAAGGGAGAAGAUGCUCUGGAAGUGGCUCAUGGAAAAGCAGCGCUGCUGGAGCAACAAUUGCGUCGUCUUGAAGCUGAGCAUUUGGCUUUACGUCAGCUAAUGCAAGAGCUUCGAAAGAAGCAGCAAGGUUCGGCUUCCGAUGAGCGCCGAGCAGGAUCCAAGCGUGAAUCUAAGCAUUCAGCUGGCACGCCCAGCUGCCAUGAUGAAGAAGCAUCGCCAAUCUUGGGCCAUAGUUCUUCAGAGGCCCAGCAACGAGAAUUGCGAGAGGCCCAGCGUGCUGCCAAACAGCGCCGCCAACAACUUACACAGAUUGACGUCAUUGUCAAGCAAUUUGGCAAGAGCCCGCAUGACGCUUCUCUCAAAGGGCUGAGACUCAAAGCCGAAAGCUGUCGUGUGGCAUUUGAACCCUUGACCCCUUCCAUCAAGGAAGACUUUGUUGGGCUCAUUCAACAGCGCCUUCGCCAGUGUGAUGGCAUUUGGCAGGUGCGAGACGAGCAAGCCCGUGCAAGCGUGGAACAAACUGAGAUACGAGUACGCUCGGCAGAGCAGCUGGCACAGCAAAGGCAAGAACAAAUCAACAGGAUGCAGACGGUUAUCGAACAGCAAAACCAAAAAAUGACACGAUCGCGACAUCUGCUACAUGACUUGAUGGGGGUUGGUCAUCGGGAGCUUGAGGUGAACGAUGCAGAUCUGUUACACCCGAUGUCACCGACAACAACGCUUCAAUCGGGCCAGGCCACGUCUUCUCGCCUCUCUCCACGCCCGAACAGCUACGUCAAGGCCACUGGUGGCUCAGCACUUCUUGAGUCGAUGACGGACGCUGUGGACAAGGUGGCGCCGACCCCCAUAGCAGCCAUCGCCCGAGAUAACCUGAACGGCUUGGACAGUUCCUUGGCGUACACGUCGAGCUUGGGCGACCAAACUCACGUGUACGAAGUUGUAGAUCAAACACUCGAAGACUCACAGCUGAGCGUGCCUGGGUCGCCGCGUGCCACUCGAUCCCGUUCACAAACCCCCGAGCCAGCGGCACGCAAGGUCUCGUCGGCUUUGACCGCAGAGAUCCGCAGUGCACUUGGCAUCCGCAAGCAUGGUUCUGUACCAGUGUUGCAACGACCCAGUCUUGGGCCGCUGGCGACGGAGGACACUCCAGCAGAUGAUAAUGAAGAAUGUGAACUCUCGACUUGUCUCGGCACUGACAGCAACCAGUCUCUCCGGGUUCGAGCCUUGACGGCACGUGUACCGUCACGCGCGCGCGAACUGCUGCAAGAGCGCAUGAGAAGCAAGCAAGUGCCUUCCACGCCUGACCAGCAAGUGGCCGAACCUGCAUCCUUUGGGCCAGCGUCAGAGCCGAUGUCAAGCUCAAUUAGUGGUCAACUAAACAUGGGUCACGAGUCCUUGUUUCGGGGAGUGAGCAGUCAUAGUCGCCGCUCACCCCCGGCCCGUGGGCAUGUGUUGAGCUCUGUCUCGACGCUGGCCGAGCAGUGGCUGAACCGGUCAGGCUCGCGCGAAGCCUCACCCACCUCUUCCCGCCGCUGCUCGCCCAGCUUGGCCGCCAGCGUGGACGAUGAACGUCGCGAUUCGUGCAACUCCCACGCCUCUGGUGUAAGCGUUAGGUCGGUUAUUAAACCCAGCUCGGGUUUGGUGCGCGGUCGUCGGGCGGGUAGCUCCCGACGCAAGCCGAGUCGGCGCAGUGUGCGCAAGCUUGCCCAGCCUCGAGGCGCACCUGACGAACAUGUCGAAUCGGACGAGGAGGAAUUUGACGCCGUUGAAGACCUUGUUGGCCCACCAACGACCAUCGCUUGCCGGAAGACGUCCACGCAAUCAGAGCCAACUGUGAGCUCAGUUCGAGUCGGUCCAAGUGCGCAGCCGCUGCCCGUGCGUCAGAUGCGCAUGUCCACUGGCACGGUCACGACAAACCGACAGCGCCUUCAGGAACUCCUAAGUGCCAUGACAUCAAGCCGGCAUCAGACCAAGCUGUGA